GCAAUAACAGUAUUAACCCCUAUCCACAUGCCAACGGCGUUCAUAAAGAGAACGGUCAUGAUUCAACCGGGCAGCGUUCUCAACCACCUUCUCCAACAACCACAAGACCUCCCCAAUUAGAAAGUCAAUCCCCCAAAAUUUCCCAAACGCCUUCCAUUCGAAAAAAAGGUGUUAAGGACUUUGAUUUCGGUAGGACACUUGGCGAGGGUUCUUACUCCACGGUCGUGUCUGCAAGGGACCGUACUACGGGACGUGAAUAUGCCAUAAAAAUUCUUGACAAAAAACACAUUAUUAAAGAGAAAAAAGUCAAAUAUGUUAACAUAGAGAAGAAUACACUUAAUAAGAUGAAUCAUCCAGGGAUCGAAAAGAGAAUCAGGAUGCGAACAGUAAACAAUUUGAUCACAAGGCAUUAUUCCAUCUUAACACACACGUUUUCGCUAAUAGAUUUUGUUUUGGAUCACGCUAAAAAUGGUGAACUUCUUACAUUCAUAAAGAAACUCGGUUCUUUUGAUCUCAAUUGCACACGAUUUUAUGCUGCCCAAAUUCUGUCAGCCAUAGUGUAUAUGCACUCUCAGGGGAGAUUUGAAACCGGAAAAGUAAAUACCAUUCUGAUGUGUCAACCGCCGACUUAUUGUAAAGAAAUUACAUAUUCUAAAUUGCAUGUCAAGGUUACCGAUUUCGGUACUGCAAAAAUACUGGAGUCUAAUGCUGACGGUGAAGAAGAUGAUCGUGCGAAUUCAUUUGUUGGUACUGCGGAAUACGUAAGUCCUGAAUUACUGAAAGAAAAGGCGGCCUGCAAAAGUUCGGAUUUUUGGGCAUUGGGCUGUAUCAUCUAUCAAUUAAUAGCGGGACGCCCACCGUUCAAAGGAAGCAAUGAAUACAUGACUUUUCAAAAAAUUGUCAAUCUAGAAUACACAUUUCCCGAAGGAUUUCCGCCUACUGCAAAAGAUUUAGUCCAGAAAUUACUAGUUUUGAAUCCAUCCGAACGACUGGGAGCAGGCGGUAGAGCUGGUAUUACUAGAUUGAAGAGUCAUCCUUUCUUUGAAGGAAUAGAAUGGGAUAAAAUAUGGGAAUUACCAGCACCGGAUCUAUUACCUUAUCUACCCCCAACUCCCCAACACAAUAAGGAAGAGCUUCGUACAACCGCAACUACAUAUUUGCGUGAGAUAUCUGAUCACGUUGGAGAGAAUGGCAACAGUCCAAUCGCUACUGGUCUUAAACAAAGUGAUCUAUUUGAAUUAGAUGGUCGGACAAGUAGCGAAGAUCCUGAUAAGAUGGAUCCGGAAAAAGUCAAAAAGUUAGAAGAACAAAAAAAAACAUCCGCACAAUGGGUCUCGUUUCUACAUAAAUCCGAACUUAUUAUUCGUUCGGGUACAAUCAAUAAACGAAAGGGCUUUUUCACCAAAAAGCGCCUACUAAUCUUGACAGAUCUUCCUAGGUUAAUAUACGUCGAUCAAGAAAAGAUGACACAAAAAGGAGAAAUAUACUGGAGUUCGCGAAUGGUGGUAGAAUUGAAGAACAAAAAAACUUUUUUCAUCCACACGCCACGGAAAACUUACUACUUCGACGACCCAAAUGCUACAGCGAGCGAGUGGGUGAACAAAAUAAAUGAACUUCUAGCGGCAAACUACGGAGAGACGCUCUGA
Acaulospora morrowiae is the source of this 1646-nucleotide messenger RNA. NCBI's taxonomy places the organism in Eukaryota, Fungi, Glomeromycota, Glomeromycetes, Diversisporales, Acaulosporaceae. The record is from the annotation of a GenBank genome assembly.